Messenger RNA from Cloeon dipterum, 1129 nucleotides. RefSeq names its product brachyurin-like. Gene Ontology annotation, molecular function: serine-type endopeptidase activity. The transcript has 7 exons. Gene Ontology annotation, biological process: proteolysis. Lineage: Eukaryota; Metazoa; Arthropoda; Insecta; Ephemeroptera; Baetidae. The coding region runs from base 30 to 1055 and encodes 341 amino acids. The record is from RefSeq and is a predicted model, not a curated record.
AUCAUCUUGCUGCUGCUGCCGGCUUCGCAAUGCGUACCUCCCCGUGGAUUGUCGUGCUUGCUCUUCUCGCGCAAGCUUCUGCUAGAGUCUCGAAAGGUCUGAAAGAAGAUGUUAAAAAAAGAAGCAACUUUGAUUCAGUGGAUGCCACAAAAGAAUACACUCUGGAAGCGCUGGUGGCAGAUGCCAAUUACACAGAAACCGAAAUCUAUCUGUCGAAUAUAAAGGAAGAGAGCACCACGAAUUCUGGAGUUGAUCCAACAACUGCGAAACCGAUCAGUCACAACGGAACGGAUGACAACGGAAGAAUAUUGGGAGGAACACUCCUUACGGCUGGUACAUUCGUGCUGCCGCUCACAGCUUAUGUUUUCGUUCAAUCCACGAAUGCUGUUGGGACUGUUAUCCAGGAUUGCGGUGGUGUAAUUUUGUCCACCGUUUGGGUGUUGACGGCCGCUCAUUGCGUCGCGCUGGCCACAGAUGUUACUGUCUUUGCUGGGACAAUUGCGGAUCCGGUGAAUACGGCCACGCCCACGACACAAAGUACAGCCAUGGCAAUAAUUCAUCCCAGUUUUAGACAGAACUGCUUAUUAAAUGACAUCGCUCUGCUUAGUUUAGACACAGCGCUUACAUUUAGUGCAACUGUCGGGAAAGCUUCUCUGUCGCUCGUCAGACCCACCAUUGCGUUGGACAAUUUUAUUUUUACGACACUGGGAUUCGGUCCUGCUACGGAUGCACCUUUCGCGAGCAUUGGGUCAACACUGAAUGUUGUCGAUAUGCAGAAUAUGAAUAGAGUAACGUGCAACCAACAGACAGCACCAAUUUACGUGUUGUACCCUGGAAACACGGGAUGUUUGAAAACCGCUGGCGGAACUAAAGGAAUCUGCAAUGCUGACCCUGGCGGACCUGUUUUUUACGAAUCUCCAACUGAUGACUUCGGGAAAGUUAUUGGCAUCAACUCUCAAAUCUUGGGCUGCCCACGUCAACAACCCAGCUCAUUCACCUGGAUUUAUCCCUACAUUCCCUGGAUCCAUUCCAAGACUUUUAUAAAUUUUAUGUAAUGCUGCGUAAAUCAUCGUUAUUUAUUGUUGGUAUUGGAAGGUGCGACCCAAAUAAAUAAUUUUUAAUUCAAAUG